Molecule: messenger RNA, 564 nt
Organism: Linum trigynum
Lineage: Eukaryota; Viridiplantae; Streptophyta; Magnoliopsida; Malpighiales; Linaceae
Source: the annotation of a GenBank genome assembly
AUGUCGAACCCUACGGACAAGCAGCCGCCGUCGCGCCAGAACAAGGAGGUUGUGACGGUCAAGGAUGUGACGACGAGCAAAUAUGACGCCAUGACAGCAUCGUUGGAGAGCCUGACGGAGGUUACUGUGAGGGCAGCUGAGGCCUCGAAGGGCUCGAUCGGGGCAAUCGAAGCUAUGGGCGACCAGAACAAGGCUUCCAUCGAAGAGAUGGGCAAGAGCGUGACUGAAAACAUUUGCGGAGCCUUAGCAGCGACGAUGCAGGAGGUGCUAACCCAGGUUUUGAGGAACCGGGAGCCGCCGGCGAGCACUGUCAUGGGGCGACACUGGCAGCACCAGCCGCAGCGCGGGCGGCGGCCCAGAAGGGAGGCAACGACCGCGAGCAAGGAGGAGCUGCCUCGCGGCGGCGCGGGAGCUGGGCGCACGGCGGCGGUGGAGCGCCGGGAGGAGGAGGAGGCGGAGAAAAAGCCGUCGGGCGGCGGUGGCGAGGCUGGGGCGGCACGAGUCUUGACCGCGACGGGUGGUGCGCCGGGGAGCUCAUCCAUGCUGCGUAGCCGCGUCGGGUAG